Molecule: messenger RNA, 1059 nt
Organism: Loa loa (African eye worm)
Lineage: Eukaryota; Metazoa; Nematoda; Chromadorea; Rhabditida; Onchocercidae
Exons: 5
Coding region: 1-1059 (352 amino acids)
Source: RefSeq, a predicted model, not a curated record
AUGCAAAUGUUAAUUAGCUUGGCAAUAAUAACAGUACUACAACUGCAUUUGAUACUUUCUAAAAUGGAACAUAAUAUCAACUACUGGAUUGAAUUGGAACUUCAAACAGUACACUGGAAGCCAACAUGUUUGACAACAGGCGGAUGUGCUAAUCCACGUUUUAGAAUCUCGAAAUCAAACAAAUUUAAUGCUGAAAUUAUUUCAAAACAUUCUCGAAAAUUCAUCACUCAUUGGAUAUAUGGUAAACCUCAUGAAAUCACUCUUGAAUGUGAAGUUAUCGGUAUGGAUCCAUUAUAUGGAUUCUCACGAACAUGUGAUUCCACACAGAAUAUUGAAAUAUUCAGAGAAAAUAAUGAAAUUCAGGAACUUAAUAAUUAUCGAACGUUAGCAUCAGAAGAUGAAUUAUCAUUAGAUGAACGACAUGGUAAACUUAUUGUUGAAAUUCGAGCUAAAUGUUUCAAUGCUUCAUUUGUCGCCCGAAAAUAUACGAAAUAUUGUCCAUGGUGUUUAGCAAAGGAUGAUAUGACACUUGUCGAAUCAGCACCUGAGUAUGAGUCAAUCGAAGAAGAUGCUACAACUAGAAGGAAUUUGGUUGAGAAAUUUGCGCAAAUUUUCCUCGGAGAACAGACUUUAUUAAUAUUUCUGCUAAGCUUAUCAUUGAUAAGCCUACUAGGCUUGAUUUGCUUACUCCUAGUUGUUAGCAAACAACGUCACUUCAUAUCAUUACUGCAGAAACAAUCCCAGCCUACCAAUCAUCUUAAUUCAUACCUUUACUCGGAGCAACUUGCCAAAUCUGCUAAAAAUGUUGAUGAUAGGUACGAUAUUCCGUGGGAUCAAAAAUGUACCAUAAAACGAUUUUGGAUUAAUGAAAAUUCGAAUGUCAACGAUGGCAAUACAGUGAUCGGUUCGAGGAUAUUGAAUCGUACUUCAGUUCCAGCUCUAACCUAUCUUCCACGUAGAACAACGAUCACAGGAACCAUAUCAACAAUGUCAAAACGAUUGUCACCCAAUUCGUCAUUAUAUGAAUAUCACGAAGAUAGUGGUCUAGAAUCUGUCUAA